AUGUCUCCGAUUCGCAGCUUCACCGCCCUUGCCUUGGCCCUUGGCGCUGCAGCCGCCCCAGCGGCUGUGGAACUUCCCAAGCUCGACGUCUCUGCCGGGCCUAUUCAUGUCUCGGCCGACGCACUCACCUCGAGCAUCCUGCCGGCCGCCGGCACCCAGCUCCGCCGCGAGGCGGCUUUGGGCGAACUCCCGAACCCGCCCGCCGCCAAUCUUCCUAGCUUCGAGCCGCCCAACUUCAACCUCCCAAAGGUCCCGUCCGCCGAUCCUCCCGCUCUCCCUGAGAUUCCUCAGAUCAAGCCGGAGGCCCCAACCGUGUCUCCUAUCAGCUUCAAGCCAGAGCCUGUCCAAGCCUCGGUGAAGGACAUCAAAGUACCGCGUGUCAUUGCUCCUACUGGACUUCCUGUUCAGCUCAACACUGAGAGCAUCGCCGUCUCCUUCAGCACUCCUGUGGCGGUCCCUGGCAUUGUUGUGCCUGAGCUGCAACCGCGGGAGACCGCACUUCCGAUUGAUGCCGCUCAGAUCGAUGCCCCGAGAGGUCCGCUCCCUACUGUUAGCGUCAAGCAAUUCUCGGCUAGUAUUCCCGCUGUCUCUGUCACCAUUCCGUCUGUCGCGGACAUCAACCCCGGAGUUCCAAAGUUGCCCCGCCGCAACAUCAAACUCCCAGCAGAGGUUGCGAGCCCUGCUGUUGAUCUCCCGGCUCUGAGCAGCGUUCUCUCCAUGUUGGGCGCUCUUGUCACAACUUCAGCCACCCAGCCCGAGGCUCGCGAUGUUGUUGUCGCUCUACCUGCAGUCACUUCGAUUGUCUCCGUCUUGGGCGAUGUCAAGGCCGCUCUUCCCCGCGACGACAAGUUUGCUGCAGUCAGCUCCGUCGUCUCUGUUCUGGGAGAAGUCAAGGCUUCGUUGUUGCCGCGCAACCCGCUUGUCGAAUCCCCUAUCAAGGUUGAAGCUGCCAGCACGACUGUCGACAUGGCUGCUCUCAACACCGUUAUCGCCGUCUUGAACAAGCUCGCCAGCCCUGAAGUUCGUCGCGACGCUUUGGUCCCUGGAGCCGAGCUUCCCAGUGUUACCGUCGAUCUCCCUAUCGUCAGCUCUGCACUCUCUGUGUUGGGCAGUGUCGCAUCUGCAGGCCUCUCCGUCAAGGCUGCCCGCGACCUCCCCGUUCCCAACGUUCUUAGCACCGGUGUCGCCAUUGGCGCUGGCGUCAACGUUCUCCCCUUCACCGUCACCGUCCCGAUUCCCGGUGCGCCUGUCCUUGGUCGCGCGACUCUCGAACUCCCUCUCACUACUUUGAUCCCGGUCCUUUCUGUCAGCAAGUCUCUUGACAUCCUUGCUCGCGACACUAUCGAACUCCCUCUCACCACUCUGGUCCCAGUUCUUUCCAAGCCUGUUGACCUCCUCGCUCGCAACACCAUCGAACUCCCUCUCACCACCUUGGUCCCGGUCCUUUCUGUUAGCAAGUCUCUUGACAUCCUUGCUCGCGACACUAUCGAACUCCCUCUUACGACCUUGGUCCCGACCCUUUCCAAGCCUGUUGACCUUCUCGCUCGCAACACCAUCGAACUCCCUCUCACCACCUUGGUCCCGACCCUUUCCAAGCCUGUCGAGCUUCUGGCUCGCGACACCAUCGAACUUCCUCUCACCACUCUGGUCCCGGUUCUUUCCAAGCCUGUUGAUCUUCUCGCUCGCGACACCAUUGAGCUCUCUUUCACGACCUUAGUUCCAACCCUUUCUAAGCCUAUUGAUCUUCUCGCUCGCGACACCAUCGAACUCCCUCUCACCACCUUGGUCCCAACCCUUUCCAAGCCUAUUGAACUCCUUCCUCGCGAUACGCUCGAACUUCCUUUGACUACCUUGGUCCCGGCCCUUUCCAAGUCCGUCGACAUCGUUCCUCGCGCGACUAUCGAACUCCCUCUUACCACUCAGUCUCUUAGCAUCCUUCCUGCUGAGACCAAGAUUCCUGAGUUGCCGACCGUUCCCCAGUAA
Molecule: messenger RNA, 1983 nt
Organism: Colletotrichum karsti
Lineage: Eukaryota; Fungi; Ascomycota; Sordariomycetes; Glomerellales; Glomerellaceae
Exons: 1
Coding region: 1-1983 (660 amino acids)
Source: RefSeq, a predicted model, not a curated record